CGCAAGAGGAAAGCUUGAAACAACGAACCCCUCUUCCAGAGACACUGUUGACGGUUAAACACAGAAGUCCGAUGUACGGUACAAAAUACAGCGUGCGUAAAACGUCGAGGGAAUUUAACUGCAAGUUGGAAUUAACAAUCUCCCCAUGAUUUUGUUGGCCAUUCCAGCCAUUCCAGUUAAUGAUUCAGAACCAUGUUUUUGUACGGAUUGGUCGUUUGUUGCUUUGUAUCGCUGCUGAUGACCACGACACUAACCCAUGACCUUAACAACACCGUAAAUGUGGUAUUCGUAUCCAUUCAUGCUGAAUCGCACUUGCCGUACAGCCUGGACUAUAUCGGUGCCGCUAUUGAUAUGGCGCUGGAAGAAGUCAGUUCUCGUUAUUCUCAGAUAAACUCCUCAUUGAUCACCUUGAGAAGCCACAAUGUGACAAAUUGUCCGGCCAUGGAAACACGCGCUGCGCAUUUAUUUGCGCAAUUCUAUUACAACUACACCGUGAUGUAUCCUACCGAUAGAAUUGUCCUUCUUGCUUCUGCUUGCAGCGAAGCCGCUGUUGCCUUGAGUGAUUUAUCCCGAGAAUGGAACAUCCUCACUGUCACUUCCGGUGGCACGGAUCCCGUGUUAGAUUCACGCAUUCGCUUUCCCUCGCUCCUUCGAUUCAUCCCAUAUCGCCAGCUGGAAGUGUCGGCUUUGAUGCUCGAUGUGCUGCGCUAUUUCAACUGGACGAGCAUCACUCUCAUCUGUGAUGAAGCGGCAGUGGAGAUUAAUUUUCUGCAACUGCAAUGCCGUUCUCUGCUCCGUCUUCUGGAAAAAACUCCGCAGAUUAGCUAUACACAUUUGCAUUACAAUUUUAUCACAAAUCCACAACAUGGACAGUUUUUGCUUCAGGCUGCCAAGUCUAGUAGAAUUUUUAUAUUCCUGACGCAUGGUUCUCGUCUUCGUUCCGUGAUGAAAGCCGCGCAGAAACUGGGGAUGGCUAAAGGUGACUAUGUUUUUAUUGGGUACGAGCCCUUUCGAUCCACAGCCGCCUUUGGAAUUUACCCGGAUCUGGGCUACCCCGAUGAUGAUGAUGUACGAGACGCAUACCAGUAUCUCUUGCUAGUCACCCGGCAUCAAGAAUGGAGUGCGGUAAAAGCACCGGUCUUGUCAGAAAUCAAGAACCGUUCUUGGUCAGAUUAUGGCUUACGAUAUCCAAAGAAUGAUGAAGUUACUGCUUUAGUUACCGGCUUCUAUGAAGGCAUUAUGGUUGCUGCGGAGCUGAUCGCAGAAGAUACUCGUCGGGCUUCAAGAGAUUUAGCACGCAGAGCAUGGAACCGGACAUUCUGCUCGCUGAUUGGCUGUGUUAAACUAAACGAUCAGGGUGAUAAGGAUAAUGAGUACGGGAUCAAAAAACUCCCGGAUAAUAGCUCUAGUCAUUUCCAAGAAAUUCUGAGAUGGAAUAAAACCACCAGCCAGAUGGAACAAUUAGUCGACCGUAUUUACUGGCCAGGAAAUGCAUCUGCUCCAUUAAACCGGCCCCCUUGUGGAUACACCGGAAACGCUGAAGAAUGUCAAGAUAACUACCGACCGAAAAUCCUGUCAACCGGAGUGCUACUAAUCGUUUUGAUAAUUUUAAUUACGAUCGGCGCUAUAUACUGGCAUAGGAAGCACAGAGGAAGACAAUCCUGGAUCAUACCGUUUAACGAGCUGGAAUUUUCCCGCCCUUUAUCUCAACUUCCCGAUAUUGUCCCACGAAGCAGUCGUGGCCAGAAAGCCACGUAUCGCGGAAAAACAGUUUGGUGUCGGAAUGCUUCGUGGCCCGAGCGUAGCAGUUUGCUGUCACAAAAACAGUUGACUAUUUUAACUGCGCGGAUAAACAUGAAAACCGAACAUGUCGCCCUACUGUACGGAGUGACCUUUCUACCAGACGCCUUGUGGAUAAUCAGCGAAUACUUUCCAAAGGGUUCUCUACGAGAUGUGCUAACGUGCGACAUCAAGUGGAUCGACAGCAUGCUGCACCUCUCAAUGUUACUCGACAUCGUUGAGGGCCUCAUAGCUAUACACGCUUCGAUUAUCGGUCACCAUGGUGCAUUGACCACCACCAACUGCAUGGUGGCAUCACACUACGCCAUUCGCCUCACCGAUUUCGGGAUAAAUUUCCACGAAACGGAACUUCAUAGUGCGACUAACAGACUGCAGUCGGAAGACGUGGCGGCAUUUGGACGUUUAACGUGUGAAGUGAUGCAGCGGGCGUAUCAUGACCAUCAGCAUGAGAGGCUCGCUUGCAUUGGCGCUACUGGAACGGGAAAUACACCGUCGAAAGCGUUUUUCGAUUGUAUCCAACAGUGCAACCGCCCUGACGCGGCGUUACGACCCAGUUUAGCCACCGUACAGCACAUACUUCAGAACAUAUCUGGACGACAUGGUCAUAAAUCGUAUUUUGACGUAUUGGUGAAAAAACUCGAUUCGUACUCCAGCGAACUAGAAAAACGAUUUUAUGAACAGAACAGCUUGCUUCUCGAAGAAAUGGAACGAUCGGCAUUCAUAAUCCAGGAAAUUCUACCCAGAACGGUUGCUCAACGAUUGCUCAGACAAGAGUUUAUAGCACCGGAGCUAUUCGAAUGUGUCACCGUGUCCUUUAACAAAAUCCAUAAUAUCAACGCGUUAACUAGUAGCAGUGAUCCAAAAACUAUCUUCAACGUCCUCAAUGAUCUGUACUUGGAACUGGAUCAUUGUCUGGCGCAGUACAAUAUUUCUAAAGUGGAAUCUGUUAUGGACGAUUAUAUGGUUGUCGGUGGAAUUCCGGCGCAAAACAACGGAAAUGCCCAUGCUGUGGAGGUGGCGCUAUUUGCGCUGCAAGCGCAAGUGACGGUUGCCAGUAACAUGUUCGGUGGGCAACGUAUUGCAUUAUGUACAGGAAUACACACCGGCACCGUCGUAGCCGGCAUUGUGGGCACGAAGACCAAACAUUACUGUCUUUUUGGAGACACAGUGAAUCUGGCAUCCCGCCUCGCUAGUUCGUCACCAGCUGGUAGCGUCCAAAUUAGCACAAGAGUGGAAGCAGUGCUACACGGUCAUCAGCCACCAUUUUCGCUAAUAUUUCGGGGGCUUGUUAAUCUCAAGAGUUAUGGAUUAGUUCCAACUUUUUGGCUGCUUGCGUCGGACGACUGAAGAACGAAAUACCAGACCACCUCGCCCCCUGGAAUAGGUCACCUUAAGUUCGUAUGACUGAAAAUAAGUUUUGUUGUUCUGUUGGGUUUUCUUUGGAAUAUUAAGGCAAUCCUUGACGACAACCGAAGGCAUGUGGAAGCACAUUUCACCAACGCUUUACUGUUGCAUCCUUUUGCGAGAUGUUUUGGGGAUACUUUGCGCAAUAGUUUGUCGACUCGGCUUAAAUGAAAAUUAGGAUAAAACAAGAAACUGCAAAUAUAUUUGUUUAUAAUCAAACAAUUCUGCCACAUUCUGUUAGAAAGAAUCCUGUCGGGUUAUAGUAAAAAACCAACAUAAAAAUUAUAUCGUUUCGGGACAAGUGCAACGUGCGAUGUUACGAAAAUGCUUAAUUGAAACGUACACAACUAGUACAGCUAAUAAUACAGCCACUUCCGUACAGACUUCGGCAUCAGGACCGUGUCAAUGGAAUGCACGACGCCGUUCGUUGCCGGCAGAUCAGUGAUAACUAAAUUCCCUUUG
Messenger RNA from Paramacrobiotus metropolitanus, 3666 nucleotides. Its product is annotated as atrial natriuretic peptide receptor 1-like. The coding region runs from base 193 to 3147 and encodes 984 amino acids. NCBI's taxonomy places the organism in Eukaryota, Metazoa, Tardigrada, Eutardigrada, Parachela, Macrobiotidae. The record is from RefSeq and is a predicted model, not a curated record. The transcript is spliced from 24 exons. Gene Ontology annotation, biological process: receptor guanylyl cyclase signaling pathway; protein phosphorylation; intracellular signal transduction. Gene Ontology annotation, molecular function: protein kinase activity; peptide receptor activity; guanylate cyclase activity.